AUGUUUUCAACCGAAGUUUGUGAUAGGGCAGAACUAGAGCUUGCUCUCAGCGUCUCCGAAAGAUUAAAAACCACAAUGGCCAAACCACAAGAGGGCAAGAAGCCUCAGUUGCUUGUAGUAUCCAACCGUCUCCCAUUGUCCCUGAAACGAGUCGGUGCCGGAAAAUACCAGUCUUCAACUUCCAGCGGUGGGUUAGUGACGAGCCUGAGCGGAAUAUCAGAGUCCAUUGGGUUUCAAUGGUUUGGCUGGACGGGGCUGGAAAUACCGGAAGAUGAACAAGAAGAGGUUCAAAGGUUGCUGGCGGAGCGGAACGCAGUACCGGUUUUCUUGAAUCAGGAGCUAGCCAAUAACCACUACAAUGGCUUCUCAAGAAUUCAGAAUUUCAACGAGAAAUGGUGGCAUGCAUAUCGUGAAGUCAAUCAGAAGUUUGCGGAAAUAGUUGCUAAAGCCACCUCUGAAGGUGAUCUAGUCUGGGUGCAUGACUAUCAUCUGAUGCUUCUCCCCGGCAUGCUGAGAGAAGAAUUUGCAAAGCAGGGCAAAACGUCCGUGAAAAUUGGCUUUUCCCUGCAUACUCCGUUCCCCGUCGCAGAAGUGUAUCGGGCUCUCCCUACGAAUCAUGAGACACUAGAUGGAGUUAUGAACAGUGACCUGAUCGGGUUCCACACGGAUGAUUAUGCUGGACACUUCGCGGAAGCCUGUUCUCAAAUAUUGGGUGCGUCUAAGGACGGAUUGACACUUCAGUAUAAAGAUCGAAAAGUCCAGGUUGGAAAGUUUAUUGUCGGCAUAGAUCCAACGUGCUUCGCAGAAGCAGUGAAGUCAGAAGCCGUUCAGAAUCGCAUAGCCGAACUUGAAGAUAAAUACAAGGGCAUUAAGCGGAUUGUUGGUGUCGACAGGUUGGACUACAUCAAAGGCCUACCCGAAAAGUUGCGUGGUUUCGAAGAAUUCCUCCGAACGCAUCCUGAAUGGGUCGGAAAAAUUGUCUUGAUCCAGAUUGCUGUUCCGAGCCGUGAAGAUGUCCCAGAGUACCAAGAACUGGAGGCUGAGGUAUAUAAGCUCGUAGGCAUGGUCAAUGGUGAAUUUGGGAAACCUGACUACGCACCGGUCAUAUUUGUUCAUCAGUCGAUUCCUUUCGAAGAAUUGGUGGCCUUAUAUGCGGCGUCUGACAUAUGUCUUCUCACUUCCACUAGAGAUGGCAUGAACCUUGUGGCCCUUGAGUAUAUUGCCUGUCAGCAAGAGAGAAAUGGGGUAUUGGCAGUCUCUGAGUUCGCUGGAGUAUCCUCAUAUCUUGAAGGGGGUGUCAAGUUCAACCCUUUCAAUUCCAGCGAGGUUGCCAGAGUAAUUGAUGAAGCUGUAGAGAUGGACACAGAACAGCGGCAAAAAGAGCAUAAGCGACUCCUUGAGUUCAUAGAGACCCAUACCAGGUGCGUUACAGAUUCCUAG
Messenger RNA from Microsporum canis CBS 113480, 1440 nucleotides. Its product is annotated as trehalose-6-phosphate synthase. Gene Ontology annotation, biological process: cellular response to heat; trehalose biosynthetic process. The transcript is spliced from 5 exons. Gene Ontology annotation, cellular component: cytosol; alpha,alpha-trehalose-phosphate synthase complex (UDP-forming). NCBI's taxonomy places the organism in Eukaryota, Fungi, Ascomycota, Eurotiomycetes, Onygenales, Arthrodermataceae. The coding region runs from base 1 to 1440 and encodes 479 amino acids. The record is from RefSeq and is a predicted model, not a curated record. Gene Ontology annotation, molecular function: catalytic activity.